AUGGAGUGUUGGCUUGAUGUUGUUGAGCCGUAUGACAAGUUGAGUGAGUCCGUCGAUGAUUACUCUAUAACUGCGGGGUCAAAAGUUUGCGUGGUGACGGCGGGCGUGCGGCAGCGCGAGGGCGAGUCCCGGCUCGAUCUCGUGCAGCGUAACACCGACGUGCUUAAGAUCAUCAUUCCUCAGCUGGAGAAGUACAGCCCCGAGGCGGUGUUAAUAAUAGCGAGUAACCCGGUGGACAUUCUGACGUGGGUGACGUGGCGAGAGCACGAGAAACUGGGCAUUGCGCCCACCUCCUGCCACGGCUAGAUCAUUGGCGAGCACGGCGACAGCAGCGUGGCGGUGUGGUCGGGCGUGAACAUCGCUGGCGUGCGGCUGAGCGACCUGAACCCGCAGAUCGGCGGCGAGCAGGACCCGGAACAGUGGCGGCGCAUGCACCAGCUCGUCGUCGAGAGCGCCUACGAGAUCAUCAAGCUGAAGGGAUACACCUCCUGGGCCAUCGGCCUCUCCGUGUCCCAGCUCGUCGGCGCCGUCCUCUCCAACGCCAACAGCGUGCACCCCGUCUCCACAUACAUCAAGGGUCAGCACGACCACGUGCAGCAGGAGGUGUUCCUGUCGUUGCCGUGUGUGUUGGGACGUGGCGGAGUGGCGGACGUGGUGCGGCAACCUCUCACCGCGGAGGAGCGCGCGCGUCUUCACGCCUCCGCUAAACUAAUGCACGACGUGCAGGCCGGCAUACACUUCUAACUGAUAC
Molecule: messenger RNA, 751 nt
Organism: Papilio machaon (common yellow swallowtail)
Lineage: Eukaryota; Metazoa; Arthropoda; Insecta; Lepidoptera; Papilionidae
Product: L-lactate dehydrogenase-like
Exons: 5
Molecular function (GO): L-lactate dehydrogenase (NAD+) activity
Source: RefSeq, a predicted model, not a curated record